GCCAUUCCAUCAUUCCUGUGAGAAACCCAGAAGCAAAAGGUGGCAAAACAUUUUUUGACAAGAUGUCAUCAGAAAAUGCUCAGAACAACAAAGCUGAAGGUUCUACGGGUGAUAAGAAGACUGCUGGUGGUCUUUCAGGAGGCAUUAAAGAAAGUGACCACGUGCCUCUGGAGAACCAGGAAGUCUUCUCCUUAAAAGAAAGAAUGGCUUUGUACCAGGCUGCUGCAUCUAAAGUAGAGAUCAGCAACUCCUCUGCUAAUGCUCUGGAGGAAUCAGGGGCAUGCAGAAUACCUGGAGGCCUGGCAAGUGUGAAGAACCAGUUUGAAAAAGGAGAAGCUCAGUACCAAUAUCAGCAAAAAUCUGUACAGGUAAAAAUGGAGGAAUCAUAAUAGUUGUUGAAUUGUUGAAUCAUAAUGGGGAAACCACGAUCCUGGUCUUGUGGAAGGCAUCUUGUAAUGCAAGGCUCUUGCUAGGUCCCAUUUUCACUUAGAAGUGGUGAUUAUUUCACUCU
This is a messenger RNA of Crotalus tigris (Tiger rattlesnake), 511 nucleotides long. Its product is annotated as xin actin-binding repeat-containing protein 2-like. The transcript is spliced from 3 exons. Lineage: Eukaryota; Metazoa; Chordata; Lepidosauria; Squamata; Viperidae. The record is from RefSeq and is a predicted model, not a curated record. Gene Ontology annotation, cellular component: focal adhesion; stress fiber. Gene Ontology annotation, biological process: actin cytoskeleton organization; actin filament organization. Gene Ontology annotation, molecular function: actin filament binding. Bases 63 to 389 code for a protein of 108 amino acids.